Messenger RNA from Rotaria sp. Silwood2, 639 nucleotides. NCBI's taxonomy places the organism in Eukaryota, Metazoa, Rotifera, Eurotatoria, Philodinida, Philodinidae. The record is from the annotation of a GenBank genome assembly.
AUGCUUGUUGUCACAACUACGGGCUACAUAGUCGGUGUAUUUGGUCCAUUUUUUUCGGAUAAUAGCAACAACGACGCAUCAAUUUUAAAGCACAUAAUGAUCAAUAAUUAUGAUGAUAUAUUGAACUGGAUUCAAGAAAAUGAUAUUAUGAUCCUCGAUCGAGGUUUUCGUGAUUCAUUAGGUGUUUUAAAGUCUCUUGGUAUUGAUGUUGCUAUGCCAUCUUUCCUCGGUCCAAAACGAAAGCAAUUUGAUGUUCAAGAUGCCAACAAUUCUUGCUUCCUGACAAUGUUACGAUGGGUGGUAGAGAGCGUCAAUGCGCGCAUCAAGCGCUUCAAAUGGUUUGCUCAAGUUAUACCUAAUUCCUCGUUAUCAUAUAUCCAAGAUUUUAUCUAUACAUUAGCAGCAUUCCUCAAUUGCUUUCAUGUUCCGAUGACAAGCCCAUCUCCAGGUGAUGAUGAUAUUAUUCAUCGUAUGAACUUGCUGAGAGAAAAAAGCAACACUUUGCUAAUAUAUUUGAACGACAAUCAAUUAACCCUCAAUUCAAUUUGGAAUGUCACUAACAUUCAUCAUUUACCUCAAACCUUUCCUAAAUUAUCACAUAGUGAUAUUAGGGCUUUAACUCUAGGUAUUUCAUUGUGA